Molecule: messenger RNA, 1041 nt
Organism: Penicillium mononematosum
Lineage: Eukaryota; Fungi; Ascomycota; Eurotiomycetes; Eurotiales; Aspergillaceae
Exons: 3
Coding region: 1-1041 (346 amino acids)
Biological process (GO): pyrimidine nucleotide import into mitochondrion
Cellular component (GO): mitochondrion
Molecular function (GO): pyrimidine nucleotide transmembrane transporter activity
Source: RefSeq, a predicted model, not a curated record
AUGGAGGCCAAUGACCAGGCCCGGUAUGCAGAUAGAGUGAAACCAAGUACCUCUACCCAUGUUGCAAAAAAGAAGACGGUUGCACCCUCGGUGCACCUUCUCGCAGGCGCGAGCGGUGGAUUAGCUACUGCUAUCGUGACGUCGCCCCUCGACGUGUUGCGAACACGCCUUCAAUCCGACUUUUAUCGAACCAAAAACACUAGCGCCUCCAAUCAAUUAAAUCAGCCUCUACAGACAGUACAACCACGCGGAUCAAAUCACAGAACGAUGCAGGUCAUCAACUCCAUUUAUCGUGCCGAAGGCUGGCGAGCCUUUUUCCGAGGCCUCGGUCCAAGCAUGGCCGGCGUGGUCCCGGCGACUGCGAUCAAGUUUUAUGUCUACGGGAAUUGCAAACAUUUCGGUGCUAAGAUGCUAGGACAUACGGAAGAUUCCCCGCUCGUCCACGCGCAGGCUGCAAUUAGCGCGGGGAUAGCAACCUCCACAGCAACAAAUCCUAUAUGGCUGGUCAAAACACGACUACAACUUGACAAAACAGAAAUCGGGGGCGUUUCAACUCGUCGAUAUCGCAAUAGCAUUGAUUGCAUCCGGCAGGUCUUCCGAAAUGAGGGAUUAAGCGGGUUUUACAGAGGGUUAAGCGCUAGCUAUCUCGGCUCGAUUGAAACGGCUCUGCAUUUAGUGCUUUACGAACGUCUGAAAACCAGCUUUCAUCGGUCGUUAGAAACUACCGAAGGAACACGAACUGCGUUUUUGGACGAAUUCUUCCAUUGGGUUAGUACUAGCGGUGCUGCAUGUUCUGCAAAGCUAGCCGCGGGUCUAAUGACAUAUCCCCAUGAGGUUAUUCGAACGAGAUUGCGUCAGGCGCCUGUGGAGAAUGGCCGGGCCAAAUACACGGGCUUGCUGCAAUGCUUCCGUUUGGUCGCUAAAGAGGAAGGUAUGGCGGGAUUGUAUGGCGGCUUGGCUCCCCAUAUGAUUCGGUCUUUACCCUCGGCUGUCAUUACGCUUGGCGUAUAUGAAUUUGUGCUGAGGAUCACCGGGAGCUGA